This is a messenger RNA of Alternaria ethzedia, 1365 nucleotides long. It is a transcript of the gene GCN5, whose product is annotated as histone acetyltransferase. The record is from RefSeq and is a predicted model, not a curated record. Gene Ontology annotation, biological process: positive regulation of transcription by RNA polymerase II; chromatin remodeling. Bases 1 to 1365 code for a protein of 454 amino acids. Gene Ontology annotation, cellular component: histone acetyltransferase complex. NCBI's taxonomy places the organism in Eukaryota, Fungi, Ascomycota, Dothideomycetes, Pleosporales, Pleosporaceae. Gene Ontology annotation, molecular function: protein binding; histone H3 acetyltransferase activity. The transcript has 3 exons.
AUGUCUCCCCGCAACGACAUCCCGCAGUUGCGCGACGUGUUGGGCUAUCCCACCUCUCCCCCAACUUCACCACUGCUCGCUCCUCCCCCCAUACCUCGCCGACACACCCGGCAGUCUUCUUCCAACACACGACUUCGCGAACUACAAGCUAACCUGGCUCGCGAUGAAGCUAAGCGCAAGGCAACCACCGACCCUCCCAACGGCUCUCCCAAGCGCAUAAAGCAGGACCCCUCGACACCUUCUGCCGCCGACGAUGCCCCCGCGCCUCCCGUGAAACGUAUAGUGCCGUUCCCCGAGAAACCUGCCGUCAUAGAAGAGCGCAAUGGGGAGAUUGAAUUCAGAGUGGUCAACAAUGAUGGGGAAAGGGAGAGCACCAUCAUCUUGACAGGCUUGAAGUGUAUCUUCCAGAAACAGUUGCCCAAGAUGCCAAAGGACUACAUUGCGCGUCUCGUCUACGACAGGACCCAUCUGAGCAUAGCCAUCGUGAAACAUCCCCUCGAGGUGGUAGGUGGCAUAACAUACCGUCCCUUCGACAAAGGCCAGUUCGCCGAAAUUGUCUUCUGCGCCAUAUCCUCGGAUCAACAGGUCAAGGGCUACGGUGCCCAUCUCAUGUCCCAUCUCAAAGACUACGUCAAAGCCACCUCGCAGGUCAUGCACUUCUUGACCUACGCCGACAACUAUGCCAUCGGAUACUUCAAAAAGCAAGGCUUCACCAAGGAGAUUACCCUGGAAAAGUCAAGAUGGAUGGGCUACAUCAAGGACUACGAAGGCGGCACCAUCAUGCAGUGUAGCAUGGUGCCCAAGAUAAGAUACUUGGAGAGUGGCAGAAUGCUCUUGAAACAGAAGGAAUGCGCAAACGCCAAGAUAAGGGCUGUGAGCAAGAGCUACGAAGUCCACGCGCCGCCAGCGCAAUGGGCAAAGGGCGAACUGAAAGCCAUCGACCCCCUGACCAUUCCUGCCAUCAAGAACUCCGGCUGGUCACCUGUCAUGGACGAACUCGCUCGCGCGCCCCGCCACGGACCCAACUACAAUGCCCUUCUCCAUCUCCUCAACGACAUGCAGAACAAUAGCAACGCCUGGCCGUUCCAACAGCCCGUCAAUAAGGAUGAGGUGCUUGACUAUUACGACGUCAUCAAAGAGCCCAUGGAUCUCGCGACCAUGGAAGAGAAACACGAAAAGGAUCUUUAUCCUACCCCCGAGGACUUUAUCAGAGAUGCCAAGCUCAUCUUCGACAAUUGCCGCAAGUACAACAAUGAAAGCACGCCGUACGCAAAGGCGGCGAAUCGUUUGGAAAGAUACAUGUGGCAGCGGAUACGUGACAUUCCAGAGUGGUCGCACCUGGAAGGCGAGUUGACAGGCAAGUAA